This is a messenger RNA of Papilio polytes (common Mormon), 1978 nucleotides long. RefSeq lists its product as uncharacterized. NCBI's taxonomy places the organism in Eukaryota, Metazoa, Arthropoda, Insecta, Lepidoptera, Papilionidae. The transcript has a single exon. The record is from RefSeq and is a predicted model, not a curated record. Bases 380 to 1978 code for a protein of 532 amino acids.
GUACACAUAAAAAAUAAGCAGUUAAGUGCAUAGAAGCACGUUUGACCUUGUGAAACUUUUCGCCCAUUAUACUCCAAGAGAAAACAUUUCUCAUGAUGAAAAACGUUUUCACCGCAACGUAGGUCACGGCUCCGCGAGAGACGUGAUAGUAAAUUAAGAUAAGCUGCCGUCAAACGACAAUCGCCACAUAAUUAUAUCGUCCAUUCGUCGUGACUAAACUGAAAUUACCACUGCAUUAGAGAGCAGUGAGGGUUAUUGUGCAUCUACAAUCAGAAGUAUAACAACGGGUUGCAGCCAGCGCCGGCGCUCAGUCCGCGCCGCGCCGCCUCGCAACGCCGCAGACACGCGAACCGAAGAAAGUGAAAAUAACCAAACGAAAAUGACAGUGCUACUGCUUGCCUUUUGCGUUUUCAAUCUCGCUGCGGCUAAUCCAAACGAUCACACCACACAGAUAGAAAAAUACAAUGAUAAAAUGAAGACUUUUCAAUUGGAUGUACCAGGAAAAGAACCGAUUACGAUAAUCGAGACGGCGCCGGUAUCAAAUUUAGGUCGAAAGUGGGAUCCUCCUGAAGAAAUUAGUGACAAAGAUGUGGAAAUUAAAAAUCUAAUGACGCAUAUUGUUCAUGAUUUUAAUGGCAAUCGCCCACGUUGUUUCGGUCCAUCGUGUCAAGAAGGAUUCGAUGACAGCAUUGGUCCCCAGGAAGAUGUCGAAGAUAUGUAUGUACACGAUGAUUUAGACAAGCUAAGGGAUUAUCGAGACUUCUCCAAAGAGAGCCUUCAAGCAAUUAGUGCAUUAGCGGCAAAAUUGAAGAAAGACAAAUUGUUUGCAGAUAGAUUUUCAUCAUUACAUGACGAAAGUAUAGACGAGGAUAACGGUGGAAAAGUAUACACAUCUUGGAAUCGCUUAAAAGUGAAACAACACAAACAUCCUUUUGAUGAUAAAGACGGAUGGGUGACAUUGGAACCAGUGGCAUGGUCUACCAGCAAAAUAUCGAAAUGGAAACCGAAUGUUAAGAAACAAAAACCCCAUUCGUGGAAUGACGAAGAGGACAGUUUUCCUAGUGACGAUAAAUUCACAUCCAACCACGAAAUGGACAUGAGUUACAACUAUCAACAAAAAAGACCAAGCUUGAAUCGUCCCGGAUACAUAAAUAAUAAACUGCAUUUGCCAAAUGAAUACGAUACAGAAUUACCAUCAAAGCCAUCCUGGAUGAAACCACAACAGCACACCUCCCAUUUUCAAUCUUCUUGGGCACCUGAUGAAAGUCGCCGUCCUCAUAAGCAUAACUGUGACUCCGUCGAUAAUUACCCAAGCGAAGAUUCCGUUUACUACGAAAUGCCGGAUACAAUAGUGACAGAUUCAAGACCGACGAAGUUCCCACAUGACUAUGAAGCCCUGCAUCAGUCAGAAAAAAGACCGUACAGACGGCCUACUAUGUAUGGCGGAACAUCUAAUUAUGAUGAUGAUCGUUCUUCAAGGCCUCCGUAUGGAGAUGGUCAAUGGGUAUUGCUUUCAACAACAAAAGGGUACAGAAAUAAAAAGCGUCAACGAUCGUUAAACCCCACAGAUGACGAACAUACAAAUGUUCAAUCGAUAACAGCACAUAAAGCUGUUGGACUGACAGUGUUGCCUGCUGACGAAACUCGUGUUAAUAUGACAACUUCACACGGUGGUUUAUUAGAAGUCGAACGAAGCUUUCAAACAGUAGAAGAAUCUAAAAUUGAAAUGGAUAAGAAGAAUGACUUAGAAGCUUCGUCGUCGCAGAACAGGCCGGUUAGAACUAAGAUUAUCAAAAGAAAAGUUGUACCAACUAAUGUACCUGAUAGUUCUACAGUUUUCGCUGCUGUGGGUGCUGGAAUGUUACCAGCGACAAUGGCUAUGGUUGUCCCUAUGAUGCUCGGUCGGAGACGUAAGAGAGAUUUAAACGCAACACCUUUGCACCUAGACGAAUACAUUCGACUAUACAGAAAUGAAUAG